Molecule: messenger RNA, 447 nt
Organism: Darwinula stevensoni
Lineage: Eukaryota; Metazoa; Arthropoda; Ostracoda; Podocopida; Darwinulidae
Source: the annotation of a GenBank genome assembly
AUGGGUCAGGUGUUCUUCCGCCACACCACCGAACCAAGGACAUCCUGUCGAUGUCGGGACAUCAAUGCCAUCCUCAUCCGUCACAAUAUAUAUUUAAAAACUUCUCCCACCAAAAUGGCCGUGUUGGAGUACUUAGACUAUAUACCGAAGACGGAGACGGCGGUGAACGGGGCGCUCGUCGGCAUCUUCCUGCUUUUCCUCCUCUACGCACUCCAACUCAACUGGAUGUACCGCAUCCUGGUCGCGGUGUCAAAUCUCUUUGCUGAAAGGGACAUAAAGGUUGACUGUAGCGUGGAAUUGCCCUUGGACAAGAAAAAUGGCGAGCACAAGGAUGAGAACAAGGACGAGAACGAGGAAGAACUGUUAAAGAAGACAAAAUGAAGAUCUCAUACAAGUGUUUUGAGAUUUCAAAAUGGAUUUAAGGGUUCUUCAUUAUGUAUCACAUCC